AUGGCUUCUCUGCCUCAAUCCAAAGCUUACAUUCUUAUCUUCUUCUUCUUGUACUUCACCAUCAUUGCUCACGCUAUUGUUCCUCAAAAUGAGACCUUCAAAUUCGAGAACUCGGGUGAAUUUGGACCCUACAUUACCGAGUAUGAUGCUAGUUACCGGAUGCAAAACCUUUUCAGCUCUCCGUUCCAACUUGCAUUCUAUAACACCACCCCAAAUGCCUUCACUCUAGCUUUGCGCAUGGGACUUCGACGUUCGGAGCAACUUUUUCGUUGGGUGUGGGAGGCCAAUAGAGGCAACCCAGUUGGAGAGAAUGCCACUUUUUCUCUUGGAACUGAUGGCAACCUUGUGUUGGCUGAAGCUGAUGGUAGAAUCGCUUGGCAAACCAACACUGCCAACAAGGGUGUUGUGGCCUUGAAGUUGCUUUCAAAUGGUAACAUGGUCCUCCUUGAUGCACAAGGAAAGUUCGUUUGGCAGAGUUUUGACCACCCCACAGAUACCCUUUUGAUUGAUCAGUAUCUUAGACCAAAAGGGCCAUCCAAGUUGGUUAGUAGGCUUUCAGAGAGGGAUAAUGUAGAUGGUCCUUAUAGUUUGGUUUUGGAGCCUAAAAGGUUGGCCUUGUACUACAAGAGCAAGAAUUCUCCUAAACCAAUUCUUUAUUGGUAUAGGCUCUUCACUCGACAAGGUUCAGUGGAGAAUAUCACUCUCAUAUCUGAUCCAGACACUUUUGAAAUCGAAUUUCUUUCCUAUAUGGCUGGCUCUUCCGCCAGUGAAUACAGAACCAUGGCACAACCAUUAAACAACAUUCCCGUUGGGGUGAUGGGAAUGCCAGUGAACAACAGUACCUUGACAUACCUUAGGCUUGGAAUUGAUGGCAACAUUAGGCUGCACACUUACUUCCUUGGUGUGCGUUCUGGGGCAUGGCAAGUGACCUACACUCUCUUUGACAGAGAUUCUUAUGAUGAGAGUGAGUGUCAAUGGCCUGAGAAAUGUGGGAAUCUUGGGCUAUGUCAGAAUGAGCAAUGUGUGGCUUGUCCAUUGGAAAAUGGGCUAUUUGGAUGGAGCAGCAAUUGCACUGCCAAGCCUGUGACAUCUUGCAAAGCAAGUGAUUUCCACUACUACAAAGUUGAAGGAGUUAGACAUUACAUGAGCAAAUACAGUGAGGGGGAUAAAGUGAGUGAGAGUACUUGUGGAAACAAAUGCACCAAGGAUUGCAAGUGUGUUGGCUAUUUUUACCACAGGGAGAACUCUAGGUGUUGGAUAGCUUAUGAUUUGCAAACCCUUACUAAAGUGGCAAAUUCCAAACAAGUGGGAUUUAUUAAGGUGCCUAAUUUGUAA
This is a messenger RNA of Sphenostylis stenocarpa, 1335 nucleotides long. Lineage: Eukaryota; Viridiplantae; Streptophyta; Magnoliopsida; Fabales; Fabaceae. The record is from the annotation of a GenBank genome assembly.